This is a messenger RNA of Lemur catta (Ring-tailed lemur), 4435 nucleotides long. RefSeq names its product AMMECR1 like (gene AMMECR1L). The transcript has 6 exons. The record is from RefSeq and is a predicted model, not a curated record. The coding region runs from base 39 to 971 and encodes 310 amino acids. NCBI's taxonomy places the organism in Eukaryota, Metazoa, Chordata, Mammalia, Primates, Lemuridae.
GGUUCUGCAGCAUUCCAGACCUCGAGCACCGAAUCAGGAUGGGAAAAAGACGUUGUGUUCCUCCACUGGAGCCCAAGUUGGCAGCAGGCUGUUGUGGGGUCAAGAAACCCAAAUUAUCUGGAAGUGGAACGCACAGUCACGGGAACCAGUCCACAACUGUCCCCGGCUCUAGUUCAGGACCUCUUCAAAACCACCAGCAUGUGGACAGCAGCAGUGGACGGGAGAAUGUGUCAGACUUAACUCUGGGACCUGGAAACUCUCCCAUCACACGAAUGAAUCCCGCAUCGGGAGCGCUGAGCCCUCUUCCCCGGCCCAAUGGAACUGCCAACACCACUAAGAAUCUGGUGGUGACUGCAGAGAUGUGCUGCUACUGCUUUGACGUACUCUACUGUCACCUCUAUGGCUUCCCACAGCCACGACUUCCUAGAUUCACCAAUGACCCCUAUCCGCUCUUUGUGACAUGGAAGACAGGGCGGGACAAGCGGCUUCGUGGCUGCAUUGGGACCUUCUCAGCCAUGAAUCUUCAUUCAGGACUCAGGGAAUACACGUUAACCAGUGCACUUAAGGACAGCCGAUUUCCCCCCCUGACCCGAGAGGAGCUGCCUAAGCUUUUCUGCUCUGUCUCCCUCCUUACUAACUUUGAGGAUGCCAGUGAUUACCUGGACUGGGAGGUAGGGGUCCAUGGGAUUCGAAUUGAAUUCAUCAAUGAAAAAGGUGUUAAACGUACAGCCACAUACUUACCUGAGGUUGCUAAGGAACAAGACUGGGAUCAGAUUCAGACAAUAGACUCCUUGCUCAGGAAAGGUGGCUUUAAGGCUCCAAUUACCAGUGAAUUCAGAAAAACGAUCAAACUCACCAGGUACCGGAGUGAGAAGGUGACAAUCAGCUAUGCAGAAUAUAUUGCUUCUCGACAGCACUGUUUCCAGAAUGGCACUCUUCAUGCCCCGCCCCUCUACAAUCAUUACUCCUGACACACGGCUGCAUGACCAGUCCCACCCCCCUGUGGCCACCAAUGGCUAUGACAUCAUUGGAGCAGAUGCCUCCUCUUCCUGGUCCAGUUACUUCUAUUACUGCACCAUUUUAUGAUGCUAGCUUCCGUUGCCAAGUCUGCCUCCUGCUGACUGAGGGGGGGGCGGGUUACAUUGAAUGAAACAGAACUUGAGGGGCCCAAGCCUUAUCUCAGCCUUUCCUCAGUAUGGGGUUCCGUUGGAUUGGGGCUCCUCCAUGACUAGUGAGAAUCACCGCUGGGUUCAGAAGCCCCUUGUCUGGUGAUUGGCCACAUGUGUGGUGUUGGCCACACGCCGGAAGCUGGAAUUGAUGGUCCAUGAAGGCUUAACCCACACACCCCUACAGCCUCCCCAGAUCAAGUAGGUGUAUUCCCCUGGCAGUCUGGGCAACGGAGACCAACAAGAAACAUUUUUAGGUUGUUUUAAAUUCCUUUUUUUAAACUUCCAGUUUAUUGCAUACCAAGAGUUGAUUACAACCUCCAUGCUUCAUAAGUGGACGCCACAUUAGGGUCGGACGUGGGCACCAUGAGUCAGUCAAGGCUCCUGGACAGAGACCCACAUCAAGAUCGGAAGCCCUUCGGGUGGCGUUGUAGAUCUCAUUGCUCAAUAAGCCGUGAAGGUUUUAAUUCUCAUCCCACUCUCAGUUGGAUUUUCUGGCACUCUUCCUGCAUUGAGUCUCCCAGGAUUGAACAGAACUCUGUGGUGUAGCCUGCUGAGGAAUGGAAUGCAGAUGCCCAUGGGAGGUCCCGAUGUCAUCGAUGUCGCUGCGGUCAGGUGUGAAAGGAGAGACCUCUUCUUACCACCCGGCUACCUCACUCCUCUACUGGUAGCAGUGCCUAUAGCUGGAGCUAGGUUCUCAGAAGCACAGGUGUGCAAACAAGCAGUUGAGUUGGGCUUUAGGAGGACACCUUGUCAUAGGAGAGAAUCUGGGGUCGCCAGGCUGGUUUCUUUUCAGGCAAAUGUCCUGAGGGACCUUUAAGCAGGGGAGUUCCUUUUUCUAGUUUGCCUAUAGAAGUGGGAAGACUGUUGAUGUUUCGGUCCUUUAUAGGACUUUAGAAUGAAGCUGUGUAACUAUACAAGGUGAAUCUGUGUCUUGCCUAACAUGCUGGGAAUCUUCACCCCACCAGGGCAAAUUUCCAAAUAGCUCAUUUUAUUCUAGGUCUUUCAAACUUUCGUGUGACAUAUUUCCUUGUCCCAUUGUUGCUGAUUUCUAAAUAGCUGUCGGCAAGUUUUUCCUCCCUCUUGCCUAUUCUUCACUCAUUUGGUGGCAGAGUUCAUAGAACUUAGGGGACUUGGAAGAUGCUUUGAAAACACUGUCACAAAGGCACUGCUAAAAUGAUUCACAGGAAGAGUGGCCAGUUGGAAGAAAGGAUCCUAAGGACGUUACACUGGUUUUCAACAACAUGCUUAGAGAACUCUUGAAGUGGAUUGGGUGUCAACCCGGUGAACACAAUGUUUUGAUUUAAUUUAUUUUUUAGAGUUUAUGUGGUGAUGGUGUGGCUUUCUAAAAUGGGCAAAUAUUCAAGUCAAAAGAUCCUUUGAGUUUUCAUCUGCCAGGAAUGGGGGAGGGAAGUGGGGGCACAAUCUGAGAAAGGACAUGUGUGCUCUUCCAGGCGGUGCUGGGAGGUUUGUGGGAAGGAAAGGGUGAGGGUGAGUGGGUUUGCUCAGUACUGUCCUGUGCUGCUCACAAGGACCUGGGACGUGCAAGGGAAACGGUGACAUCAGGGUGUCCAGGCCACAGCCCCCCAACUGCUGUGCUGGGUUCCCACAGCCUGCCACGUUUCCCUUGGUGAUGGAAAUGAAAAUGAAGGGGUCAUUUCAUGAUUUCCUGCUGCUGAGAAUAAUAAAUGUUUUGUUACAAACACAUGUGACAGCAGUUACUCUUAGGUGCCAUGGAUUGAUGUCAGGGUGGUCAGCUCUGGACUAAGCCACCCACCUCCAAUUUGUACAACAGUAUUGAUACAUAGGGCUACACUCAUUACUGUUCAAGUGUUCUAUGUUAAAAGUUGUGUUUAAUUUCUAAAGAUUAAAAAAAGCAAAAAAAUUGGUGCUAAACUUUCACCCCUGAGCACGCUCAGUGAGACUGGUCAUGCAAGCAUUACAGUGCCAUGCUCCUCAAGCCUAUUUUUUCUUGUAGAAAUGUUGCCCUAUUUGUCUUCCCCAAUGUAUAAUAUGUUUUUUAUUUUAUUUUAUUGAGGGUGGGGUAGAAUACCUGCCAUUUAAGAAAAUGAAUAGAAAAAUUUUAAACCCAGGAAAUGGGGAAAAAAAAAAAUCAGUGCACAAGAAUCGGGCUGCUUAAGCCCAGCACCACACUGAAGUGGGCUCAGUGGUUUUGGAGUGAAGAAGCCUUACUCCCUGCACAUUCCCUCAUGCUCCCACACAAGUCCAGCAGUAGACAUGCUCCAGUUCCUCUUGCCUUGUCGAGGGGACUCGGGAGUUGACCAAGGGAAGCUUUGUCCCCGGAAGGAAUGGGCACUGUCAGUAUCGGUCCUGAAUGGGGCCUAGUCAGGAAGCGGUCUGGAAGUGUACGGUCAUGGUCGCCUCAUGGAAAUGUGUGGCAGGUGGCUCUCAGGAAAAAUACCGAGUCUGGAUCAUCCACGUGGCAGCUUUGCAUAGGGAGAGACAGCUCCGAACUGGAACUGAACUGCCUUCCACACGCUUGACCAAAGCAGUGAUGAGGGUGGCCAGUACAUGCGGUGUGAGUGGUAGAUUUAAAGAGAAGGGAAUGUUUUCUGCUGAUUGUUUCCUUUGUCCUUGGGCUGCUCAAGCUGGACAGUAGGUAACCACUGUUUUCAAGGAACCAGCCCAACUUCGCUGGCUUGGUUCAGAGUUUGUUUCAUCCCUAGCUGUGAGUGCCUUUUGGUCUGGAAAGUUGGCUUGUCUCAUAAUACCCACAGCUAGGACAUUCUCUCUGUAAUUAUGAAUUGUCCUUGUUUUACAUUUAAAGAGAAUGUCUUUGAUCACUAGAGUUUGUCGGUGUUGGAUUGUUUCCACUGUGAGAUUCUUAAACUUUUUUGCUUCAUAGUAUUAAAACAACUCAUGUUAGAGGCCCUUUCAACAUGAAAGGUUUGUAGUUAAGACAUUACAUAUAUUUUAUUGUUUAUAAUAAAAAUCAUCUAUACAAAAGAAGUACUGGGUGUUAAUUUUAAUAUUUUGCACAAGCUCUGUUUUCCAUGAUGUGUUAACAUCUACAAUUUCACUAACUGUUGGUGUUAUUUUCUAUUGAGACUCUGGAGCCUAGGGAGCUAUGUGUUCUUUUUGUUUGUUCUUAUUUCCCUGAAGCAAGAGACUAUAUGGCCUUCAGUGCAAAGACUUCAGACCAAUUCUUUGUAUUACACUUGGUUGCCUCUUGGCUAUAUAACUUCUGAGUGCAAAUCAUUGAACUCUUUAAUGAAGUAUUGUAGAGAAUAAAUCAUAAUGGAUAAAAA